AUGAAUCCUAGGACAGUUCACAGUGAGAUGCAGGACUUGGCAAAAUUGAAUCAGGGCUUUAUAAAUUCUGAAGAUCGCCGCUUCCUUCGGGAAUCAGUAGCGAGUAUGGAAAAUUCCAUGUCUCCCACUACAAGCCAUACAGCUGCAGGUGAGAUGAUCAGGGAGUCAGAUAAGCUCCUGAAAGAGGCUGGGAACAAAGAGAAUGAUUUGGAAAUUGAUGCAGAGGAGGUGAUUGAACCAGACCAAGAUGAUCACCAAGAGAUGGUAGACCGAAACUUGCAGCAACCAAAUGCUGCCAUUAGUGACUGUAACAGAGCCAUAGAGCUCAACCCUAACUUAGCACAGCCCUACAAGGUGCGAGGAAAAGCACUCCAGCUCCUGGGGCUCUUGGAAGAAGCAGCUUGUGACCUGGCCUUGGCUUGCAAACUGGGUUAUGAUGAAGAUGUCAGUAAUGUGGUCAAGGAAGUGCAGGUGAGAACCCAGAAGAACUCUGAACACAAAACAAAGAAUGAGCAAAAAUGUAAGCACAGGAAGACACUGGAGAGAGUGAAAAGGGCUCUGGCAAAAGAAAGAGCUGAUAAGACAGUCUCCUGGGAUCAGGAAAAAGCUCAGAGGGAGAAGGAGUCCAGUGAGGAGCCCGAGAGUGAGGAGAGUGAGUUGGAGAUUGAUAAUGAAGGGGUGAUUGAACCCGAUAAGGAUGAGCCCCAAGAGAUGGGCGAUGAGAAUCUGAAGGUAACAGACGAAAUGAUGAAGCAGGCCAUUGAAAAGAAGAGGGAGGCUUUUGAUGCAAUGGGUAAAGGAGAACUUCAAAGAGCUGUUGAUUUGUUCACAGAUGCCAUCAAACUAAACCCACGGCUUACGAUUUUAUAUGCCAACCGAGCCAGUGUCUAUGUGCAGUUGCAGAAGCCAAAUGCUGCCAUUAGAGACUGUGACAGAGCCAUAAAUAUCAACCCUGACUCCGCACAGCCCUACAAGUGGCGAGGGAAAGCGCUCCGGCUCCUGGGUUACUGGCAGGAGGCUGCUGAGGACCUGUCCUUGGCCUGUCAGCUGGAUUAUGAUGAAGAGACCAAUGCCAUGCUGAAUGAGGUGCAGCCAAGGGCCCAGAAAAUCACCCACCACUGGAGGAAGUAUGAGCAAAAGUGCAAGGAUGAUGAAUUUAAGGAGAUGGUAGAGAGGAUAAAGAAAGUCUUGGAGGAGCAGGAGAGUGCUCAGAAAGCCCUGGAAGAACAGGAGAUAGAUGAGAAAGCAGCCCUGGAGGAACAGGAGAAAUCCAUGAAGGAUCCUGAGACAACUGAGCAGAUAGUGCUGAAAGAACAGGAGGACAAUCAACAGGAGCCAAUGGAGGAACAAGAGAGAGCUCAGAAGAAGGCAUUGAAACAAGAGUCAGUUCAGCAGAUCGAUCUGGAGGAACAGUUAAUAGCUUUGCAGACUGAGCUGGAAGAACAGUUGAAAACUCAGCAGAUGGAGCUGGAGGAAGAGGAUAGAGCUCUGCAGAAGUUGCUGGAGGAACAGGAGAGGACCCAGAAGAAGGUGCUGGAAAAACAGGAGAGGACCCAGAUGAAGGCUCUGGAAGAACUGGAAAGAGCUCAAAACCUGGCUCUGAAGGAACUGGAAAGAGCUCAGAAGAAGGUCUUAGAGGAACAGGAAAAAACUCAGAAGGCAGCCCUGGAAGAACAGGAGAGAGCUCAGAAGAAAUCCCAGAAGGAAAAGGAGAGGGCUGAGAAAGCCCUGGAGGAACUGGCAAGAGCUCAUAAAAUGGCCCUGAAGGAACUGGAGAUUGCUCAGAAAAAAGGCCUGGAGGAACAUGAAAGAGCCCAGCAGAAGGCCUUGGCAGAACAAAAGAAAGCUCAUAUGGCUAUGGAAGAACUGGAGAAAGCUCAUAAGAAGCAAGAGAGAGCGCAGAAGGCUGCCCUAGAGGAGCAGAGGAGAGCUCAGAAGGCACUAGAGGUACUGGAAAGAGAACAGAGAAAGGUCAUGGAGGAGCAGAAGAGAGCUCAAAAGAAGGUGAUAGAGGAACAGGAAAAAGCCCAGAAAGCCCAGGAGGAACUGGCAAGAGUUCAGCAGCAGACUCUAGAGGAAAAAGAGAGAGCUCAGAAGAAGACCAGAGAGGAACAGGAGAGAGCCCAGAAAGCCCUGGAAGAACUGGUGAGAGCUCAGAAAGAGGCCCUAGAUGAACAAGAGAGAGCUCAGAAGAAGGCUACAGAAGAACAGAAGAGGGCUAAAAAGGCCUUGGAGGAACUGGAGAGAGCUCAGAAAAAAGCCUUCGAGGAACUGGAGAGAGCUCAGAAAAAGGCCUUGGAGGAACAAGAGAGAGCUCGAAAGAAAGNGGAACUGGAGAGAGCUCAGAAAAAGGCCUUGGAGGAACAAGAGAGAGCUCGAAAGAAAGCCCUGGAGGAACAGGAGAGGGCUCAAAAAGGCCUGGAGGAACUGGAGAAAGCUCAGAAAAAGGCAUUGGAGGAACUGGAGAGAGCUCAGAAAGAGGUACUGCAGGAACAAGAGAAAGCUCAGAAGAAAGCCCUGGAGGAACAAGAGAAAGCUCAGAAGAAAGCCCUGGAGGAACAAGAGAAAGCUCAGAAGAAAGCUCUGGAGGAACAGAAGAGGGCUCAGAAAGCUCUGGAGAAACUGGAGAGAGCUCAGAAAAAAUCCCUAGAGGAGCUGCAAAGAGUUCAGAAAGGGGUCUUGGAUGAGCCAGAAAAAGCUCAGAAGGCGGCCCUGGAGGAACAUGAGAAAGCUCAGAAAAAGGUUCCAGAGGAACAGGAGGAAGCUCAGAAAGAGGCCCCAGAAGAACAUGAAGGAACUCAUAAAAUGUUUUGUGAAGACCUAGAAAGAGCACAGAAAAAAGACUUAGAGGAAUGGGAGAAAGCUCAUGAAAAGGUCUGUGUAGAACAGGAAAGAGAUCAGGAGAAAGACAUAGAGGAACAGGAAACAGCCACGGAGGAACAACUGAGAGCUCAAAAAGGGCCAGAGCAUGCAACAAGUUCAUUAAGACCGCUCGCAAAAUCUAUUUGGGACUAUUUUGAAUCAGGCUAG
Trachemys scripta elegans is the source of this 3030-nucleotide messenger RNA. Its product is annotated as axoneme-associated protein mst101(2)-like. Gene Ontology annotation, molecular function: Hsp70 protein binding. Lineage: Eukaryota; Metazoa; Chordata; Testudines; Emydidae. The coding region runs from base 1 to 3030 and encodes 1009 amino acids. The transcript has 3 exons. The record is from RefSeq and is a predicted model, not a curated record.